AUGGCUUCCAACUAUAUCACCAACGUUGCCAUUGUCGGAGCUGGUGGCAACUGUGGUAGUUUCAUGGCGGAAGCCUUACUGAAAACCGGAAAGCAUACUAUCACAGCGCUUACCAGAGAGGGUAGCCAGAGCAAGCUCCCAUCCGGAGUGAUCUCCAAGUCCAUUGACUACGGCAAGAUCGAGACUAUUGUCGAGGCUUUGAAAGGCCAGGAGGCUCUUAUCAUCACAGUCCCUGGUCAAGCACCUGAGGGUACGGAGCUAAACUUGGUCAAGGCCGCUGCUGAGGCGGGCGUGAAAUGGAUUCUGAAUGAUUGGUGCCCGGACACAUUGAAUGAAGAGUUGGUUCGGGAUGUUAAUAUUUUCCAACCUAAAGUGGCCAUCCGCAAGUCUAUCAGUGACCUUGGAGUUAGCAACUAUAUCAGUGUGUCGACUGGCUUCUGGUAUGAAUGGAGUUUGGCAAUCCCGGUGGCGUAUGGUAUCGAUUUAAUCAAUCACACUGCGACCUUAUUCGAUGAAGGUGAUGUCAAGAUCACAACAUCGACCUGGCCUCAGGUCGGUCGCGCCGUGGCUGGUAUCUUAAGCCUACCAAUCAAGGCCGAGAACUCUAAGGUUUCUCUUGAGAACCUUAAGAAUCAGGUGGUUUAUGUCAAAUCUUUCACUGUCAGCCAAAAGGACAUGCUGGAGUCUGUGUACCGAGUUACCGGUACCAAGGAAGCAGACUGGACCAUCACCAAAGAGUCAUCUACUGAGCGGUACACCAACGGCUUGAAGGAGAUGUACGAAGGUAGUCGUGCCGGAUUUGCGAAGAUGCUUUAUACUCGGGUGUUCUACCCAGAUGGCUGUGGUGAUAUUGAGCACAAGGGUACGAUAAAUGAGCUGCUUGGUCUACCGACGGAGGAUAUCGAUGCAGCGACGUGGGCUGCUAUUGACCGAGCCAAGACCAUUCCCUGGAGCUGA
Molecule: messenger RNA, 957 nt
Organism: Penicillium cataractarum
Lineage: Eukaryota; Fungi; Ascomycota; Eurotiomycetes; Eurotiales; Aspergillaceae
Product: aromatic alcohol reductase
Exons: 4
Coding region: 1-957 (318 amino acids)
Molecular function (GO): oxidoreductase activity
Source: RefSeq, a predicted model, not a curated record